UAUCAGUAUUUCAGCAACUUCUCUCGUGUUUUUGUCUUUGGAUAUUGAACAGUAGGCCAAUCCAAGAUGGCGACAUUGUUACCUAAUAAGGCAAUGUUUACAAAUGGUUUCAACUACUUUUGGACGGCCAUUUUUCUGUUAUUGCCUGCUACCAGCUUUAUUUUCAUACGUAUUUUGUUUACUAACUCGGCAAUUGUCUGCUUUGUUCCAUCCCAUAUGACGAUUUCUAUGGGACACUUUAUGCAUGAAGUUUGCUGGAACAAGGAAACGUAUGAACCAUUGUACCCAGUACCAUCUAAAAAUAUAACCCAAGGCGAAUUGUUGACUGAAAAACCACUGAUUACAUCUUACCAUGCAUGGUUCCCUUACAUUCUGUUUGUGUUGUUUUUACUGUUUACGGUUUUCCAAGGAAUGUGCCAUUUGGUGAAGAGAGGGCUCGACUACCGGAAAUCAAAUUCGGACUCUAAACUUGGUGAGAGAUUCCUAGCGGCAGAGCUCUCACAACGGAUUGAAGAAUUAUCUUCCCAAAAGUUUCGAACGGUGUCCUUGAUUUUUCUAAAAUUUUUGAUUUUUCUAAACGUUUUGGCUCAAGUACUUUACCUAUUGUCAACGUUUGGUUCUAAAGAAAAAAAUUCAGAGUACAUGUCACCCGACGGAGAGAAACAGAAUUACACUUACACUGACCAGGCCUUUCCAGAGAGUGUCUUAUGUGAAACGAGGGUAAGAAGAUUUUCCACUAUCGAAACAUACACAAUACAUUGCAAUUUACCCAUGAAUGAAGUUUUCAAAAAAUACUCCAUUCUCCUGUGUUUGUGGUUCGUGCUGGUGGCAAUUCUUUCCCUUGGUCAUCUGAUCUGCUUGAUUGGCUUCUGCUUUCGCAAGAACUACACCAAGAGAUUAUUCUCGAAAGUUCUUCCCAAAGAAGAUGUUCAACACGUACUGAAGAGGAUCCAAGGAACCGAUGGUUUGUUUAUCUUGUGGUCUAUCUACAGAAAAGAAGAUUUCAACGUAUUUAGGGAUGUUGUCCAGUUGCUUCGAGGAUCUUUUCAAUCGGAUACUGAUGAUGACCAACCUGACAAGAAAAUGGCAAUUGCUGAAGGAGUUCCUCAGAUUGUGGUCGAACAGGAGGAUCCUGAUGAUGGUAAACUUGAUGUGCCGAAAGUAUAAUGAACUUUCUUCAAGACUGGAGUUCGUAGUGCUCAUUAAUUUUCCUUAUUUUAAUUUAGUUAGCACAGUUAUUUCAAUAUUACUUCAAACUUCAUUUAGGAAAUUUUAUGGCCGUUAAAGCGAACUUCUGGACAAAUAUUAAAAAUCUGAUUUUGCUUCUUAGCUGAUUUGUUUGUUCAGACAUAUUGAUCUGAUUGUAUCUCAUGAUGUUGACCUAUAUAUAGUGGUAGCGGUUGUCGAGCGCGAAGCAGAGCUUACUCUUUUCAAAACACCUGAUGGUACUUCUAUUUGGAGGAAUCUACUACUAUACAAUAUCUACUCUCGAUUUUGCCAUACUUUGGACGAGAUUUUGAUUAACGGAAUUAUCUUGCUUGUACGGACUUUUAUUUGAUUGUUUCUCUUUUAGUCCAAAGGUUUGAAGUGACCUUUACGCAAUUUAGAAUUUCAGCAAAUGCAGGCGCACCUUGAGCACUUUUUUAACAGUCAAAAUAUUGUGUUAUUGUUAAUUGAUAAAUUAUGCGAACAUGCCAAUCCAAUCACUCAUAUAUACAAAUACAUGUAUAGCCUACACAAACUUAUAACCUUAGACUACUUGCUUAUCUUACAUAAAUACAGUGAUAUAAACUUACUGCUAUCGGGCGAAUAUAAAUUAGUGGGAAGACAAAUAAUUUUGCCCCAAACCUUAUUAGAAAAUAGAAAUUUUCUUUGCUAUCUCUUGAUCUAUGCGAAUAAUAAUGACUAAUUUUGAAUUAAAUUUAAAAUCGUUAAACUGGAAAAACUUGACUGUUUAAACUCGCGUACAAUUUUAACACUCGUAUAUAUAUAUCCUCCUUCCCCCCUUACAUCUCUUUGAAAUAUAUGUUGGUACUCCUAGUAAAAAUGCUUCACCGUUUACGCCCCACUUGCUUUCGGAAGUUGCCGAGAUUGUCGAAUGUAACUUUUUAGUAAAGGCAUCUUCACAAUCUCAAGGUAAACGAACAUCGUCUUAUACCUUGACUGCAAUAGACACCUUUUUCGUAUUAAGGACGUUUGUAAAUGAAGCGAUCUGAUUGGAUUGUACGCCAGCUUAUACAGCCAGUCAAAUGCCUUGACAAAAAGUCUUUGAACACAAAGCCAUAAUGUUUGUGAAGACGAACUGGUAUAGUAAGUAAGUUUGCUUCCAGAUUUCUAGAGUAAACGUCCAAAAUGAAAACUAGCAAUUAUUGAAAGAUUCAGAUUUAUUUGUUUGUAUUGUUGGGCCCUUUUUGACAGCAUACAUCAAAAUACAAGAUAUAAUAUGAUAAUGUAUAUAAAUAUAAAUAUAACACAGCAAUGGGUA
Molecule: messenger RNA, 2485 nt
Organism: Lottia gigantea (owl limpet)
Lineage: Eukaryota; Metazoa; Mollusca; Gastropoda; Lottiidae
Exons: 2
Coding region: 67-1167 (366 amino acids)
Cellular component (GO): gap junction; plasma membrane
Molecular function (GO): gap junction channel activity
Source: RefSeq, a predicted model, not a curated record